UACGCGAUGCUCAACUCGGCGGCCUUUUAGAUGUUAGAAUCGCCGCAAGCGGUAAUAUGGCGGCGGUUGUUACGGAUGAUGUUUCUCGUAUCCACAGGCGUUCCUUUAUUUCCGCCCUUUAACUUCGCCUCCUCGCGAUCGGAUUAAUCAAUAAACUGCGAGCGGUAACUCCCGUGUGUAUUGCACGCUACCUCGACGACGCCGAGAAUCUUCUUCGCUCAUAAUCGCCGUUACCAAACGACGCGCCCUGAGCAGUUUGUUUAAAGCGUGCGAUUGAUGCUCUGUGCGCGCCAUCCUUUUCCUCCUUACGAGAAAAGACGUCGUCGUGAGUAAUCAUGGCUGCGGCUGCGGCAGCUGCUCUGCUCGACGAACUCAUGGGUAGGAAUCGCAACGUCCUGCCCAACGAGAAGCCGAAGGAGCUCAAUUGGGAGGAUCCUGAGUUUUGCAAAUUGUACCUUGUCAAGUUCUGUCCACAUGACUUGUUUGUUAAUACGAGGGCAGACUUGGGAGCAUGUGCAAGAGUGCACGACGACGAAGCAAGAGACCUCUUUGAGAAGGCUCCGUAUAAUUAUCGUAAGCAACAGUACGAGGAUGAGUUUAUUAGAUUUUGCCAAACCAUGCUUAGCGAAGUGGAUAGGAAAAUUAUCAAGGGUAAACAGCGUCUGGCACUAAUUGGAAGGACAGAAGCACCAACUCUGUCUCCUGCUCAAACUCAAAAAAAUGAAGAGCAAAUUGCCUUAUUGACUGAAAAAAUAAAUAAACUUGUAGAAGAAGCGGAGCAAAGUGGCAUUCAGGGAAACGUGGAACAAGCACAGGGUUUAAUGCGGCUUUGUGAUCAAUUAAAGGAGGAGCGAGAAGCUCUCCGUAAAUCAAAUGAUAAUAGUCACUACAACCAGACCGCAGAAUUAGCUGCUGCACAAGAAAAGCAAAUGGAAGUUUGUGACGUUUGCGGUGCAUUUCUUAUAGUGGGAGAUGCUCAGCAAAGAAUAGAUGACCAUUUAAUGGGAAAACAGCACGUUGGAUAUGCUAGAUUAAAGAGCGCUUUAGAAGAAAUUAUUACUAAACGUGAGAAAGCCAGAGAUGAAAAAGAACAAAGAAGAGAAGAGGAGAGGAAAAGGGCAAGGGGUAACGAUGAUGAUAGAAAGAAAAGAGAUGAUCGUGACAGAAGUGACAGAGACAGAGACAGGGAUAGAGAUCGCGAUAGGGACAGAGAUCGAGAGAGGAAUAGAGAGAAUAAGGACAAAGACAGAGAUAGGGACAAACGCCGAAGGCGCGAUGAAGAGAAAAGGCAUGAUCCAUCACAUAGAAAUUCUAAGCAUAGAAGUAGAAGUAGAUCUAAAGAUAAACAUGAUAGACAUAGAGACGAGGAUAGAGAACGCCGUCAUAAAGAUCGAGGUAAUCAUGAUCAUCGCUCUACUUCAAACCACCAAAAUCGCAAACGACACCGAUCCGGAAGUAGAAGUCACAAGUAACUACUCUUGAUUGGUUAGUGAUUGAGCAAAAAUUCAGGACGAACGUUUGCAGACGGAUAAUGUGAGAAUCGUAUGCCAUUUGUGAGCAAGGAGAGACGUGGCUUAAUGUACUAUUUAAGGUAAAGAUUUUCCAUAAUACGGUUUGAGAUUUUCAAAGUGAAUUUUGUAUUGGCAAGAUCGUCGACGAUCAAACGGGAGUUGGACGCCGUCUUAAUCAAUUUUGGAAACCAAAUGCGCAAUUUUCCUUUAUAUUCAGUCAAUUCAGAUAUACGUAUUUACGUGUGUGAAUUACGUAAUCAUUUUACGCAUUGGCAACAUGAUAAAUUAUUUAUAAAUUGUACUUUUGUUAUUAAAAUAAUUCUAAUUCUGUAACGAUGGUAAAUAAAUUGUUUAUUAUCUGAAUUGUAAUAGUUGGAUGAUCUUGUUAACAUUGAUUAAAUAAAGCAUUCUGAAAAUUUUUUAACGUUUAAA
This is a messenger RNA of Ceratosolen solmsi marchali, 1943 nucleotides long. Its product is annotated as luc7-like protein 3. Lineage: Eukaryota; Metazoa; Arthropoda; Insecta; Hymenoptera; Agaonidae. The transcript is spliced from 8 exons. Bases 336 to 1472 code for a protein of 378 amino acids. The record is from RefSeq and is a predicted model, not a curated record. Gene Ontology annotation, biological process: mRNA splice site recognition. Gene Ontology annotation, molecular function: mRNA binding. Gene Ontology annotation, cellular component: U1 snRNP.